This is a messenger RNA of Sclerotinia sclerotiorum 1980 UF-70, 1254 nucleotides long. RefSeq lists its product as hypothetical. Gene Ontology annotation, molecular function: 2 iron, 2 sulfur cluster binding; biotin synthase activity. Gene Ontology annotation, biological process: biotin biosynthetic process. Gene Ontology annotation, cellular component: mitochondrion. NCBI's taxonomy places the organism in Eukaryota, Fungi, Ascomycota, Leotiomycetes, Helotiales, Sclerotiniaceae. The transcript is spliced from 2 exons. The record is from RefSeq and is a predicted model, not a curated record. The coding region runs from base 1 to 1254 and encodes 417 amino acids.
AUGGCGACUCUCAGAACUUCCCUAUCACGAUCCCUCAUCCUCCUUCGCUCCAAUACCCCUAAACUCGCACCUAUCUCUUCCUCUGUUCGUCUUCAAGUUCAAAAGUCGAGAAACUAUGGUACCGUAUCAUCUGUUCCUCCUCAAGCUACAGAAACAUCAAGCACAUCACCUAGUAAGGAUGUCUACCAAGAAGCACUCAACGCAACUGAACCCCGCAGCAAUUGGACAAGAGAAGAAAUCAAGGCGAUCUAUGAUAAGCCAUUGAUGGAGUUAUGUUGGGGUGCUGGUAGUUUGCACAGGAAAUUCCAUAUACCUGGGGCUAUUCAGAUGUGUACAUUGUUGAACAUCAAGACGGGUGGUUGCUCGGAGGAUUGUUCUUACUGCGCCCAAUCAUCCCGCUACCAAACCGGUCUCAAAGCCUCCAAAAUGGUCUCCGUCGAAUCUGUCCUCGCAGCCGCCCGCAUCGCCAAAGACAACGGUAGUACACGUUUCUGCAUGGGAGCCGCGUGGCGCGAUAUGCGUGGACGAAAAACCAAUCUCAAAAAUGUCAAAACAAUGGUUAGCGAGAUUCGCGGAAUGGGUAUGGAAGUAUGUGUCACGCUUGGUAUGAUUGAUGCAGAGCAAGCUCAGGAACUCAAAGAAGCCGGUCUCACGGCUUAUAAUCAUAAUGUGGAUACGUCGAGGGAUUUCUAUCCCAAGGUUAUCACGACCAGGACUUAUGAUGAGAGAUUGGAUACCAUUAAGAAUGUGAGAGAGGCCGGAAUCAAUGUUUGUACGGGUGGAAUCCUCGGAUUAGGAGAAAAUAAGUCUGACCAUAUUGGACUUUUGGAGACGGUUGCUACGUUGCCUUCGCAUCCGGAAUCAUUUCCUGUGAACAUGUUAGUGGCUAUCAAAGGAACACCACUGGAAGGAAACAAGAAGGUGGAAUUUGAGAAUAUGUUGAGAAUGGUUGCGACGGCUAGAAUCGUCAUGCCUAAAACCAUCGUGCGUUUGGCAGCUGGAAGAGGAGAAUUGAGCGAGGAACAACAGGUCUUAUGUUUCAUGGCCGGAGCCAAUGCCGUUUUCACAGGAGAAACAAUGUUAACCACACCAGCCGUUGGAUGGGGUGUCGAUUCCGUCGUUUUCAACAGAUGGGGAUUAAGACCCAUGGAAAGUUUCGAGGUUGAAGCCUUGAAGAACGAUAAACCUGCCACUACUAAUACGGAAAUACCGGUAGAGGCAAGUAAGGCAGAGAUGCCAGGUACAGUUGCUUGA